GGAAGAAGCCUCAAGGUUUGAGCUGUGCUAUGCGCAGUCUCUGUCAAUCUGUGUGCCCCAAUGCUCGGAUACCUGGCAGCUGGUGCGCUAUGUCUGGCAGCGGUGCUGCUCAUGCGCCUGGAUCACUUGCCGCUUCUUCAUAUCCCCGGGUUGCGCUCUAUUUUCCCGCAGCAAUGCGAGCUCAGCGGGGGGAGACUGAUGAGCAAAGAAGAGCUGUCCGCUUAUGAUGGGGGCCCUGGGAGCGCUGGCAUUUACCUUGCCGUUUUGGGGCAGGUUUUUGAUGUGCAUAAGGGCAGCAAGCAUUAUGGCCCGGGGGGCUCGUACAGUUUUUUUGCAGGGAAAGACGCCUCUCGAGCUUAUGUAACUGGCGACUUCACGGAAAAGGGUCUUGUAGAUGACGUGACAGAGCUCUCGCCUUUGCAGAUGCUGCACCUCCAGAACUGGCUUUCCUUCUAUCAGCAGAAUUAUAUCAUCCUAGGCAAGUUGACAGGAAGAUUUUAUGAUGAAAGUGGAAACCCAACAAAAGCUCUAGAAGAUGCCUUAAAAGUAAUUGAUACUGGCUUAAAGUUAAAGGAGGAGAGAGAGGAGGAGAACAAGCAAUUUCCACCCUGUAAUUCUGAAUGGAGCUCUGAUAGUAAAAGAGUUUGGUGUUCUAAAAACAGUGGGGGAAUACACCGGGACUGGGUUGGUGUCCCCAGAAAGAUGUAUGUAGCAGGCACCGAUGGCUACCGCUGUGUGUGUGUGAGAAAUUUUGGCCCUUCAUCAGAGCAGCCAGACUCUACUGAACACAAUGAUCGAGGGGACCUGGACAAUCCUUUGCUGCAUGAAUAUGAGGACUGUAACCCACUUUUUGAGUGGUGUUUCUUAAAGAAUGGGACCUAAUUAUUCCAUGAGCUGCAAUAUAAUGUUUCCAUAUCUGCACUCUUCUAGGACAUUCUAAAUGUUUUUUUUGUUCGUUUUUUUAAAAACCUCUGCAUACUACAUGUAGAAGCUUUAUUUUUUCUAAUGUAAUGGUAAAACGGUAAUAUGAAUCUGUAAACCCACUUUGUGGUUUAGUGUGAGAAAAAACAGGGGAAAUAAUAAAAAAAAAAAACAGUAAAAGCUAAAAA
This is a messenger RNA of Xenopus laevis (African clawed frog), 1109 nucleotides long. RefSeq names its product cytochrome b5 domain containing 2 L homeolog (gene cyb5d2.L). NCBI's taxonomy places the organism in Eukaryota, Metazoa, Chordata, Amphibia, Anura, Pipidae. Gene Ontology annotation, cellular component: membrane; endomembrane system. The transcript has 4 exons. Bases 61 to 882 code for a protein of 273 amino acids. The record is from RefSeq and is a predicted model, not a curated record.